Messenger RNA from Alternaria arborescens, 429 nucleotides. RefSeq lists its product as hypothetical. NCBI's taxonomy places the organism in Eukaryota, Fungi, Ascomycota, Dothideomycetes, Pleosporales, Pleosporaceae. The record is from RefSeq and is a predicted model, not a curated record. The transcript has a single exon. Bases 1 to 429 code for a protein of 142 amino acids.
AUGACUGACUCAGAAGUCAUAUUCGUACAUGAAUCAGUCAAUCGCCUUUCGCAGGAGAUCCGUCUUAUCUGCGUCAUUCCCGAGGCUGAUGGCCUAAUCACGUGCAAACUGAAGCGUGUCAAUCUCCAAUCCAACAAAACGCCCGAGUAUCGGGCUUUGUCAUACACCUGGGGUGCACCAGAUCCUGUUCAAAAGAUCGCCGUGAACAACCAAUCCUUCCUUGUACGACAGAAUCUCUACGAUUUCCUCAAAGCCUUUCGGGCACGCCUCUAUCGGUUUCAAGAUUGUAGUAACUACGAAAACGAGACGCAAUGGCUUUGGAUCGAUCAGAUUUGUAUUGAUCAGUCUAUUGUCGAGGAACGGAAUCACCAGGUCGAAAUGAUGUCGGAUCUACCGAAGAGCAAGCUACGUCUACGUGUGGCUUGGUAA